Messenger RNA from Paramecium pentaurelia, 852 nucleotides. The record is from the annotation of a GenBank genome assembly. Lineage: Eukaryota; Ciliophora; Oligohymenophorea; Peniculida; Parameciidae.
AAUGCUCUUAGCAUUCUUUUUAGCGUUUUAGCAUGUUAUGGCAGAUUGCAUUGAAAAUUCAUAUCUCACUUAUCCAAAUUAAGCUGAAUGGGUUUAUGUAUUAAUUUUCUUUAUUUACAAUUAGGCUGUUAAGAGAAUCUCAAUUAAAUUAGAAGGAGAAUAUAUAAUUGGGUAUGGAGAUGAUUAUGAAGUUAAAGAUAAAUCAAAAAUAUAAAUAAAAUAAGUACCAGGAGGUUUAACAUUUGGACCAUCUAAUUUUGAGAUCUAUUGUCCAGCUAUUCAUAAAUUAUCUAAAAAAGGUUUAGUGAAAUGUGAAAUCCAAUUAAAUAUGAAAGAAAUAAAUGCUACUUCUGUUCCUUCUAAAGCAUUGUUUGUAUUUUCAGUAGAAUUAGAUAAUGAACUUAAAGAAAAUCCAGUUUUUUAGAUUGAAAACAAUUUUUAAAUGAGAUUAAUGGAUUUUGCUAAAUAAUUAGAAAAUAUGGCAUAUUAUCUUGAAUAUGAGAAUUGUGAUCAAAUUGUUUAUUUAUUGCCAGAUCCAUUACCAAUCUCAUCAGAACAAAUUAAUUUACUCUAAAAAUACUCAAAAACGUUACCUGAUGAUAGUCCAACAAAGGAGAUAACUGAAUCAAUCAAAGGUUAAUUGUUUGUUGAGAAUUUUUCAAUCAAUUCAGAUUCAAAUACUUAACUUUAUGGUCUUGUAGCCAUAAUUAUUGGUGUAAUAAUAUUGAUAGCAAUCAGAACUUUUAAGUAAAAAUACUUAGAAUAUUUUAUAGCAAAAGGAGAGAAUAAUAGAAGUAAAAUGAUUCUUCUAAACAACCAUUAAAUGAAUAAGAACUAUCAAAGUUAACUUGA